AUCUUGGUUAUGUGUGACAUAACAGUGAUCCAAUACAAAUUAAACUUCCUGCUUGUGAUAAUGGUUGUUACAUAUGUACACCCAAAGUAAGGACGUGAAAGGUCGGUAAUGGAAGAACCAGAGGAAGACUUUGGGUCGGUGUAUCAGCUUUUUAAUUUUGAUGUCUCUAAGGAAUUAGCUCUCCCUGACUUCUACAACCAGCGCAAAAAUGACCUACCUAUGCUAAUCAUCGUCAGUGGUGGAAACUAUGGUCAAACAAAAUGGGAUGAAAUAUCUACAGACCAGGUCAUGAGGUUUCACAGUACACACUCUGUUCGUCGAGUUUUAGCGAGAGAACCAACAGAAGCCAAUGACAUCAAACUGGAGUACCUCAGCAUACCUGUCAAUGGCAACUUCCGGUUUCAACUAGUCAAGUCUCGAACACAACAGAGUGCUUCAAUGACAAUGAAUGAGGUCCUAGAGUCAAGAGAACUUCCGGUACUGAUUCAGUUUUCUAAUGACAAGCCGAUUCCUGACGCCGGCAAAAACCGAGACGGGAGUCCGGCCUCAUUCCUUGUUAUAGCAACACACGAAGAACAUUUCAUCCAGGGCAACUACUUACUAAUUGACAAGAUAGGUAAGGACACGGCAGCUGUUGCUCUAAGUCCUCUGAUUUCUGUAACAGAAAUCACUGGCUACAAGAAUAAAUCAGACAAAGAAUUCCAGAAUUUCCUUAAAGAACUGGACAGCUUUGUGGAGAAAAAUUGUACCUACCCAGAGGACAACUGUGAUCUCAGAAUAAAGAAAUACAAUAUUCUUGAUCCGGAGAUAAAGGAAGUUGUUCGUAGUGACAAUGUAUUUCCUACCGGUAUUUAUGGGGACACUGGGGAGAGGCUACCAGCACCACCUGUACCAGCACGUGGGAGAUCCCUCAAACUAAAAGCAGAUGAUAAGAAUGAAGAAGAAUUGUAUGAACACUACACCAAAAUUAAGGACAUACCUCGUCGACAAAAUUCGUCCUACACAAAAAUUACCAAAAGUUUUGAAGAAAAGGCAGGACCUUCUGAGAAUGCCUCGACGGAAUCAGUGGCACUGGUUAAGUUCACUCAAACCAACAUGUCAGUGAAGGAAGUUGGAAACAUGCUGAAGAAAUUAAAACUGGGAAGACACGUAAAAAAGUUCAAGACUGAAAUGAUUGACGGUGAAAUACUAAAGGAAUUGACAAGGUCAAUUCUUGUCAACGAUUUUAACUUCACUCAUGUAGAAGCUAUCCGUUUGGAAAAGUACAUCGAAUCUGGUCACGUGCCAGAAUGAACACGGUCUCAACAUGAUAAUCAGAAUGUCAUUGCAUCAUCAGGAUAUUACUGAAGUGUAUUCCAAUUAUAUCACUGUGUUUAUUGUUCCAGCACUGUCAUAAAUCACAGAAAUCUUA
This is a messenger RNA of Saccostrea echinata, 1411 nucleotides long. RefSeq lists its product as uncharacterized. Gene Ontology annotation, molecular function: protein binding. The coding region runs from base 109 to 1293 and encodes 394 amino acids. The record is from RefSeq and is a predicted model, not a curated record. Lineage: Eukaryota; Metazoa; Mollusca; Bivalvia; Ostreida; Ostreidae. The transcript has 6 exons.